AUGCUGGGGUUUGGGAGCAGUGUAAUUGGCAAGCUGGGGGAUCUAAUAGGAUGGUCAGUCAACCGGUCACCUCUCCCCGAUCAGACGCCACAGCUCGACGAAGCUCCCGCCUCUCGCUCAAGGGGUGCAUCCAUUACUAAGGACGCGGAGGGAAUAACACGACGCUCUGUACCUCUACGAGCCCUAGUAAUAGGAAUCGACGAAUAUGCUUGCGUGGAUAUCCCAAAUCUUGCCGGAGCCGUCUCGGACGCAGAUGCUAUUGACGACUAUCUCCGCAAUGAGUUAUGCGUACCAAAGGAGCACAUUGUCAACCUCCGCAAUGAACAAGCAACCCGGGACGCAGUAAUACGAGAGAUCAAGGCGCUCUCCACCCGAGAAGGCAUCCGUAGAGGAGAUCCCAUCCUGAUUUACUUCGCUGGGCAUGGUACCACCGCACCGGCGCCGGCGGGAUGGCACGUAGGGAAGCAGAGUGUAUCGUUGAUUGCGCCGCAUGAUACGGACACGAAGCUAGAGGAUGCGGGGAUGUCCAAAUUCGCCAUCCCAGACAGGACCAUCGGCGCCCUCCUCCACUUGCUCGCAGAGCAGCUUGGAACAGACGACGCCGGCGCUAAUAUCACUGUGAUCUUUGAUUGUUGCCACUCUGGCUCCGGAACUCGCAGUAUCCCCUCUCCGGCAUUCGUCGACACUCGAAGGGCGCGAGGUUUCACAUCAAAGAGCGUUUUGCCAGAGACUCUGGACCAGGACAUCUUGAACGAGGUUCCGCAAGGAAGAGGGCUCAGCGUUGUAAAGGGGUUCACGCAGGCGGGCACGAGGUCACACAUACUUCUCGCUGCAUGCCGCGAGUCCGAGUCCGCCUUUGAGAACAACCAGCGUGGUUACUUCACCGAUGGGCUCCUCUCCGCGUUGCGCUCUGUGGAGCUGACGAAGGCCACGUACCAAGACCUCAUGCGACACAUUUCGAGUAAUAUCGCAGGCCAAACCCCACAGUGUGAAGGUCACAACCCGAAUCGCAUACUGUUCGAUGCGCGCGUCACGAGCCGCAUACGCGCCACGUACCAACUGCACAAGAAGGCUGGCGUCUUUGCUGUAGACAUCGGCUCUAUACACGGCGUGGACGACGAUACCACCUUUUCUGUUUACGCCCGCGACGACUUCAAACCCGACGAGAUGCCUAUGGCAACUAUGGUGGUCAGGAGGGUGUACGCGUUUACCACAGAACUGGAGUGCCUCGGGCCCUUGACUCGUGAUGGGCAUGCAGCACUAAGCGGUGCCCAAUGCGUUGCUGUGCCAAACUCGAUGGGAAGCGCGACCGCACUUCGUCUGCAUGUACCGGCAGCUACGGAUCCCGGCCAGCGUCGUGUGCUGGAGGCUCUUGGGAACGUUGUGCAUGCUCACCGGGCCGGCGGCGGGCCGGCGAUCUUCCUCAGGAACGACCCAACACAGGCGAACCUCAGCAUACGCAUCACCGAAGACGACGCCACAUAUACCAUCCACGACCGUUCCAUUACCGAUCGAGGGCUCUCGCGGUUGAGUCGCACUACCAAAGCGGACGUGGACGCGAUACAACCUGUGCUCAGCGCAGCCGCUCACUUCUUUUGGCACUUACAUCACGCUCCCAAGAAGAACGUCUUGAACGACAGGAUUGAGAUACGGUUUUGCAAGUUGGAACCUGACGUGGAUGCAGAUUUUGGGCCGGACCUACGGCUUCCUUAUGUUGCACGAGAUCCUGAUCUCUACAACUCUGGGAUCGUUGACGUUGUCGCGGACGACGAAACUCCGUACGGGAUAUUGGUACGAAACAACUCCACAGUACCCUUGCACGUGUGGGCGUUCUACUUCAAUUGCGGUACCCUUGCCAUACAUGAAUAUUAUCGGCCACCCGCAGCCGGACCCAACGCCGCUCCUUCAUUACCCGCUUCCAAGUGCAAUCACCUCCAGUGCAGUCAUACGCAAGAGGAUAUUGACGAUAUGAAGGGUGAACUCAUGAUCGGAUACGGCAAUGGCGGUGGCCAGCCGUACACCUUCGUUGUACCAGACGACUAUGAAGAUGUGGACGUCGGCUUCAUCAAGCUCUUCAUCUCAACAGAGCCUGUGGAUCUCUCGGGCAUCCCUCAGCAUUCACCAUUGGAUCCUGCUGUAUCCCGCGAUAUUACGCCAAAAAAGACACGCCCUUCUGACGGUGUCUGGGAUACCUUUACGAUCGCGGUCGUGCAGCACCGACCUUAA
This is a messenger RNA of Peniophora sp. CBMAI 1063, 2226 nucleotides long. NCBI's taxonomy places the organism in Eukaryota, Fungi, Basidiomycota, Agaricomycetes, Russulales, Peniophoraceae. The record is from the annotation of a GenBank genome assembly.